Messenger RNA from Aspergillus mulundensis, 2985 nucleotides. RefSeq lists its product as uncharacterized. The transcript has 7 exons. Bases 1 to 2985 code for a protein of 994 amino acids. Lineage: Eukaryota; Fungi; Ascomycota; Eurotiomycetes; Eurotiales; Aspergillaceae. Gene Ontology annotation, molecular function: protein binding. The record is from RefSeq and is a predicted model, not a curated record.
AUGUCCGACGUCCCCGACUCCCUCCUCCCAGGGAACGAAAAGGAAGCGGAGAUAGACGCCGCAUUUGCCGGGAAGAACCCCAAGAAAAUCAAUCCCAACGACGCCGGCGUCGCAGAGAACUACACUGGCCCGACAGACAGCCAUAUCCUGUCGCAGACGAAGCCCGAAGACCAUGAGGCGAAAGGCUUAGCGCAUAAAGCGGGCGAGGUUGAUGGCGGCGAGGUCUCGGAUCUUGGAUGGGGGCUUUCGGAGACGAUUCAAGAGCGCGUUGUGCCGGGGUUGUCGAACGAGGAUUUGUUUUUGUUGAUUCGGCGGUUUAAUAAGCAAAUUUACAACGUCAAAGCUGUCCCCGAUGCACCGCUGCAGGGACUCGACCUGAUUCGAGCGGAGGACGAUCAUUUCUCGCCGGAUAAGCUGCGCGCGACUCUGGAGCGGUUCUAUACCACCAUCAUCAUUGGACUGACUGCGUUUGUCAAGCACAUCGCUAGGUUGCGCUCAUGGAGGGAGCCAGUGCGGACGACAUGGUUCUGCGUGAUCUACUUCACAGCAUGGCUUCUCGACCUCCUUGUGCCGACUAUUUCCGUCACUCUACUAACUCUAGUCCUUUACACCCCCUCACGAAAGAUCCUCUUCCCACCGGCCCCGAUAGCCCUCGUCGAUACGUCCACCGGCGGAGUUCAAAAGCCCAAGGCCGGAGUGCUCGGAUCUCAUGACAGUGUUACUGGCGCGCCGGAGAAGUACAAGGGUGAAGCCGCGGAGCAGGAAGCGAGCAACUUGAUGGCGAGUGUUGCGACGGUAGCUGUCGGCAGUGCAGCGGGAAAGCACGAUCAGGGAACACCUGAGAGCGCGCCUAUGGAGUCGCAGGUGCCUGAUGCAAUGGAUAUCGUGUCUAAGACGGCGGAUGCUCAGGCUGCGGCAGGCGGAGAGGUUCCGGCUGAUACCCAUGACAAGACACGCGAGCCGAUGAAGCAGACUGUGCUGAAUGGCGCGGAUCAAGCGAUGAGGGUUAUGGCUGAUGUUAUCGAUAUGUGGGAGAGGGUUGCGAAUGCGCUGGCGCCGACGCCUCCCUUCUCGAUGAUGACGCCUCGCUUGAGACUGGCGGCUGUCUUUGCAGGAGGAUUUCUCGUCUCACUCCUAACAUCGAGCUACAUUUUCAUGAAGAUGGCGACCUUUUUCGUCGGUCUCGGUUUCUUCGGCGACCCGCUUAUACAGCGAGGAAUCCAGUAUCUUGACCGCGAGUAUCCUCACUGGAAGGAACUAUCGCAACUGGAAAACACCCUGCUCAAAGGCGUCCCCACCAACGCCCAGCUCACCCUAACCCUCCUCCGUAUCGGCGAAGCAAACGCCGCUCCUCUUCCACCACCACCGAAAGGUUCGCUAGAGAAAGCACCCUCUCGGCCCGCCUCAAUUGACCACGAGAAACUCGCACUCGGCGCAACCCCCGAAGAAGUCGACCGCGCGGCCGCAAAAUCGCCGAACCACCCUAACAUGCAGGCUGAACGCAAGGCCGAGACCGAGAAGGAGGCAAAGCAGAAAAAGGGCUUUGGUGCCAAAGUGCUCUCUUUCUUCCGAGGCACAACCGCAGCAGGAAUCGAGUCCAAGCUCGCCAUCAGCCACGCCCGCGCGGAGAUCGGUAACCUGCAUGCGAAGAACCAAAAGGGCGUCCUCCGCAAGAAGGGCCUCGAGACUCUCCCCAUGGGUCCUGUCGAGUUCGAUGCGCGGUAUAAGGGACACAGGGGAAUGGCGAUUCUCGAUUCCUCCCAUGAACCGCCUCUGCUGUACUUCACGACGGAUGAGACGGCGCAGCUAGGUGAUUACCGCAUGGAGAGUCGGAAGAAGGGGAGUGUAUACUUCGAUAUGCCCGUCGACGAUAUUCAGGAGAUGCGCAAGAUUGGCGGGAUGGGCUGGAAGGGGAAGCUGGUUACCGGCUGGGCUGUUGGUGGGAAGGAGGUCGUUGAUGGUAUGAUUGUUACUGGCAAACGCCCGCACCAGGAGUUCCAGUUGACAGCCAUGAUCGAACUCGACUUCUUCACCUACUACAACCGAACUCUUGCUCCCAGUCACGGCAAUCGCGGUGAAGCCUAUCGCUUCGAAGCGACCAUGACCGGCAAUUCGGGAUCCCUCCUCAAGAAGACCAUGAAGGAUUUAUACCUGAGCGGUAGAUUCUCCGACAUGAAGAUCACCUGUCAGGGAUUCACCUUCAAUACUCAUCGCUCUGUUGUCUGUACCCAGUCUGCCUUUUUUAACGCAGCAAUCAACGGCAAUUUCAAGGAGGGUCUUAGCCAGACAGUAGAUCUGCCAGACGAUGAUCUCGAAACGAUCGAGCGCGUGCUAUCCUUUCUAUACUUCACCCAUUACGAGCCCGCGUCCCAUGCGAUGGAUUUGUCAACACAUCUGGAGACUACCGGGGCCAAACAAAAGGACCAAGACGCGAAGAAAUCCAACGUACAGAGUAGAUCGGAAAAGGAAGAGGCUUGUCUUCGUGCGGCCUACACCCACUUGAAAGUCUACCUCGCCGCAGACAAGUACGGAAUCGAUUCUCUGAAGGAGUUCGCUUCAAACUGCUUUGCUUCCCAAUCUGACUAUAUCCCGGUCGGUGCAACCUUUCAAAAAACCCUCCAGGAUGCCCUGGCAAUGGCACCUCCCUCCAGCUCCGAGCUCCAGGAAGCCGUUGCCGCUGCUAUUGCUUCCCGAGCUGCGGAGUUGAUCGACAGUGGUGUCGUCAAGCAACUUCUGGAUACCCGUCCAGAAAUAGCUUCCGCAGUCCUUUCUCGGCUCGUCGAAACGGAUGAGAUAUGGCAUGACGCAAAGGAAAAUCAGGUCGGCCGCAUGAUCAACAGCGCUUUGACGAUGCGUGGUCGCAACAGGUGCGGCUGUAACCCCUUCUCCGUCCAGCUGCGCCCGGGCGACUUUGCGGCCGAACGAUUUAAAUGUGGCAAUUGUAGGGAGGUGUAUAAUGUCGACGACAAGGACCUAGAGUGGUGA